AUGAUAAACUUUUUAAGCUUUAAAAAAAAACUUUUUUUCGGAUUUGUCAUUGUGCUUUUAAUUGAUAUGAAUCAGCUUCAACUUUUCGCUUUGGAUCAAUAUUUUGUUAUUUCUUUGGUACUUUGGAUGGUCUACUUUAGAUCGGUUUUUUUUCUCCUUUUUUUUGUAAAUAUCGGUAGAUUGAAUGAUCGGCAACAUCUUCGAUUUUGGGUCUGCUCUUUAGAUAAGUUUCAAAUUGAAGAUUAUGGAUGUAUUGACGGUAAUUUAUGGUUUCAUCUUCACCCGCUAACAAUUGUUGAUUAG
Messenger RNA from Rhizophagus irregularis DAOM 181602=DAOM 197198, 303 nucleotides. The record is from RefSeq and is a predicted model, not a curated record. Lineage: Eukaryota; Fungi; Glomeromycota; Glomeromycetes; Glomerales; Glomeraceae.